Messenger RNA from Strongyloides ratti, 1413 nucleotides. RefSeq lists its product as hypothetical. The coding region runs from base 1 to 1413 and encodes 470 amino acids. The transcript is spliced from 5 exons. Lineage: Eukaryota; Metazoa; Nematoda; Chromadorea; Rhabditida; Strongyloididae. The record is from RefSeq and is a predicted model, not a curated record.
AUGAAAUCUAUCUUUUCAUCAGUAUUCUUAAUAAUUUUGUUAUCUCACAAAAUUUUUUCUCAACAGUUAAGUGUUCAACCAGCACAAACAAAAAUUUUUGCAGCACCUGUAUUUGUUUCUAAUAAUGCAAUUGAAAUUGAUGGUGAAAAAAAAAGAUUAUUUAAAAUUGGUGCAGCAAGAGAUGGUGUACAAAAAGCAAUUCUUGAUGAAGUUCAACCCAGUCAAGUUGUUGAUGAUAUAAGUGAUUUUAAUGAAGAUAAUACCAUAUUUGGAGCAUAUGACGAAGAGAUUGUUGAACCAGUAAAAGAAUCACCAAUUUUCAUACCAAAAUUGUAUAGAACUGAUAAAGAAGAACCUACCACAACAACUACAACUACUACUACAACUACAACUAGACGACCAACUACAACAAGAAAAAUAUUUACUCCAAGAACUACAACAUUUGUUCCUCAAACAACUUUAAGAACUUUCCAAAAUAAUAGAAUACCACAAAUUAAUCCAGUUAAUAUUGCUCCUCAAUCAUUUGUUCCAUCAAGAGUUGUACCACAACAAAUUCCAAUUCAACAAACAAUUCCACCACAAAUUGCUCCUAGACCAAAUGUUGUACAACCUUUACCACAACAACAAUUUACAUUCCGUCAAAAUUUACGACCACAACCCGUUUUACAAACACGUACUGGAUUCUCAACACCACCACCACAACGUAUUAUUACUACUCCAAGACCAUUUAUAACAAGACAACCACAAACAUUCCCAACAUUGUCAUUAAUUACUUCUACCUCAAGACCAGCUCGUCCAUUCAUUCCACAACAACCUAAUCCAAGAAAUUCUCAAAAUUUACGUACAGGUGUUUGUCGUGCAUCAAUUUUCUAUCUUACAUCAGUUCCAUCAUCACAAGAUCUUCAAACACAAUUUACACAUUUUGCUGCUGUUGUUUCGGUUGAUCAAUGUGCUAGAACAUGUCAUGAAUUUAAUUGUGCUGUAGCUAUAUUUGAUAUUGCUACAAAACAUUGUCAAUUUAUUCCAUCAACAGCAUUUUCAAUUCGUGAAGGACAAUGUCCUAAUUGGCCAAAUCCAUUAUAUAAAAAUAAUGUUGUUGGUUUAAAUAGUAUUAGAAUUUCAUGUGUAACAUGUCAAAGACGUCGUAGAAAUUUCCAACGUAUACGUGGUAUGUCAAGAGGAUUUGGACUUACAAAUAGACGUCAACCAACAACAAUUCAAACAACAAGAUUUUUACCACAAACACCAAAUAAUAGAAAUAUUCCAACAAAUACACAUAAUUCUAAUAUACGUCUUAAUGGAGUUCUUCUUAAACAACCAACAUCAGUUGCUGUUUUAUCAAAAGAAAUGGAACAUUUACUUUCUGAAUCAUCUAUAACAAAAGAAUCGCAAUUAAUUGAAAUUGAAGCUUAG